Molecule: messenger RNA, 681 nt
Organism: Daucus carota subsp. sativus
Lineage: Eukaryota; Viridiplantae; Streptophyta; Magnoliopsida; Apiales; Apiaceae
Product: zinc finger CCCH domain-containing protein 34-like
Exons: 3
Coding region: 1-681 (226 amino acids)
Molecular function (GO): metal ion binding; mRNA binding
Source: RefSeq, a predicted model, not a curated record
AUGGAGGGAAGUAGCAACCAGCAUUCUCGGAACCAACCCAAAGUCUUGUGUUUUGGAACAAUUAAUUUUAGUGAUUAUCAGGGACUUGAAGUGCCUGCAGGUUCCAAUAAUACUGAUUCUUUGAGCCAAGAGGUUCAGAACUCAGCUAUGAAAGAUCCGGUACAUGGAAAGAAGCUGAAUGCCGAAGGAGGUCCUAUGGUUUUGAAAGAUGGAGAGCAUGGGAACCAGAAGUACCCCAUAAGGCCAGAGGUGGAUAAUUGCUUCUAUUUUAUGUAUUAUGGUCGGUGCAAGUUUGGAUUAAAUUGCAGAUAUAACCAUCCAUACGAUCAGGUGGCCCAGUAUCUAACACCUGAAGCCUCUCUGGAUGAAACUGUCGUGGCUCCGGCUUUCGAAUUUAAUAUUCCUGGCAUGGCAAUUCAACAGGGAAUGAAUGAAUAUUAUCCUCACUACAUAUAUAAUGGUUCAAGCAAUUAUGGUUUUAAUGGUUGGUUUGAUCAAUCGGAACCAUCUCCCAUGGAAGGAGGAUUCCCUCUUUCUGGAUAUGUACCUAUGGAAGAUACUAUGCCAAGCUGGUCAUUUGGACCAACAGUAAACGAAAUUGGUCAGGUUGACCCCUACAUGUAUCAAGCAGCUCCAAUUUCUCCUUACUCUGAAUGGAGUGGAAAUCAUGUAUCUAAUUAG